This is a messenger RNA of Triticum turgidum subsp. durum (durum wheat), 1779 nucleotides long. The record is from the annotation of a GenBank genome assembly. Lineage: Eukaryota; Viridiplantae; Streptophyta; Magnoliopsida; Poales; Poaceae.
AUGGCCGACGGCAGCGACGGGGAGGGCGCGGGCGAGAGCUGCUGGCCGGCCCCCGCCGCCGCCGCGUCCGCCCACGGCGGCGGCGGCGGCGGGGUGCAGCUGUCCGACGUCAGGAGGGAGAUCUACGACCGCCUGCGGGCCGUCGGCAACCAGGAGGCGCUCUCCGACCCCUUCUUCGACCGCGUGCUCGAGGACCACUACGAUCGCCUCCCGGCCAGCUACUACAUCGACCUCGACGUGAACAAGGCCGAGGACGUGCUGCUGCACCGCCGGAUCCUCGCCGAGUGCGCCGACCCCGACAACCGCCCCGUCUUCCACGCACGAUUCCUACGGUACCUUCAUGACGACAAACCGUCCGAUGCCGAGUCUGCUCCGAAUCAAAACGGUAAUUGUGGGGGCUCUCUGGCUUCCAAUCUGAGCAACGGCGGAUUAAAAGGAUUUGACGAGCGGCUCAUGGAAGACCUCAGCUUGGGGCGAAGAAAAGGUGUGGACGACUUCGAGGCCAUUUCUGCAAGGCGGGAUACAGAAAUUCCCCUUCUUCAUGAAAUUAUUUUUUCUUCUAAUGACAAGCCAAAGCUCCUUAGUCAGCUAUCUACGCUGCUGUCGGAUCUUGGAUUGAACAUUCGUGAAGCUCAUGUGUUCUCAACAACAGAUGGAUUGUGUUUGGAUGUCUUUGUUGUUGAUGGCUGGGAAACAGAGGAGACAGAUGGUUUGCUGCAGCAGCUCAAGGAGACAGCAAAACGUAAUCCCUCAUUAUCUAAUCUAACAAGUUCCGCCUCGGAGAGAAUAUCAGAGCUGCAAGAAAAGAUUGGAGAAUCUGAAUUUGACAGGGAUCUGUUGCAGAUUGAAGAAAAGAUUGCGUCCGGAUCUUCUGGAGACUUAUAUCGAGGAACUUACCUUGAUGUGGAUGUUGCAAUAAAGUACCUUAGAGCUGAACAUGUUAACGAUAAUUCAAAAGUGGAGUUUUUGCAAGAAAUAAUGAUUUUAAGGAGCGUUAAUCAUGAAAAUGUUGUUCGCUUUUAUGGGGCAUGCACAAAGCAGCGAAAGUAUCUCAUUGUAACAGAGUACAUGGCUGGAGGUAAUCUGUAUGACUUCCUGCACAAGCAUAAUAAAACCUUGGAGCUUUCCUUCAUUCUUAGGAUUGCUAUCGGCAUCUCAAAAGGGAUGGAUUAUUUGCACCAGAAUAACAUCAUCCAUAGAGACUUGAAGUCUGCCAAUUUAUUAAUUGGUGAUGGUCAAGUCGUGAAGAUUGCAGAUUUUGGUGUCUCUCGUCAACGAUCGCAAGAGGGAGAUAUGACUGCUGAAACUGGCACCUACAGAUGGAUGGCACCUGAGGUGAUAAACCAUAAGCCUUAUGAUCACAAGGCAGAUGUCUUCAGCUUCGCUAUUGUUCUAUGGGAGUUGGUCACUUCAAAGGUCCCGUAUGAGAACCUGACACCAUUGCAAGCGGCACUGUCAGUAAGGCAGGGACUUCGCUUGGUGAUUCCCUCGGGCGUGCAUCCAAGAAUAUCUAAAUUGAUUCAACGGUGCUGGGGCGAAAACCCCAAUACACGACCUGUUUUCUCUGAGAUCACCGCGGAACUUGAAGAUAUCUUGCAGCCUAUUCAGCGCCUCCAGCUCCAAAGGAGGCCAUCGACAUACCAAACAAAAGAUACAGAUGAAAACACAGCGAUAGAAAGAAGGUGCCUGCUCAUGAAGCUGGACCCUCUUUUGACAUUGCCACGCACUAAAAAGUGCGACAUGCGCACAUCGUCUCCUGUAUAUAUGUCAUGUACAUAA